AUGGCACGUGCGUCGACCUUUCUUUUGACAAUAACAAGUUUUAUUCUCACUUCGCUUACCGUUGGAAACGCUUUUUUCCAGAAAAAGCAAUUUUAUCCAUCUGUUGUUUAUAUUACAAAAAGUAGUCCUUCCAUGGCAGUGAUGUAUGUACAAGGAUUAGUGAUUGCAUACAUGAUUUUUCAAAUCGUUAGGAAAAUAUUUUUCGGUGAAUUACGUGCCGCUGAAUAUGAGCAUUUGUCGGAGAGAACAUGGCAUGCGAUCAUGGAGACGUGUUUGGCAUUUACUGUGUUUCGUGAUGAUUUCUCACCUCGUUUUGUAAUGCAAUUUGUUUUCCUACUUUUUAUCAAAUUGUUUCAUUGGCUUAGCGAAGAUAGAGUGGAUUUUAUGGAGCGAAGUCCAAUUAUAACUGUAUUAUUCCAUUGCAGGAUGAUGUCAUUGCUUGCCUUUUUGAGUGCUCUGGAUAGCUAUUUUAUAUCACAUGCAUAUUUCACAACACUCGUUCGCGGCGCAUCCGUGCAAAUUGUAUUUGGGUUUGAGUAUGCAGUCUUAAUGACAGUUGUGCUGCAUGUAACGAUUAAAUAUAUUUUACAUAUGCAUGAUUUACGAAAUGUACAUCCAUGGGAAAAUAAAGCAGUUUAUUUGCUCUAUUCGGAACUCCUUAUCAAUUGCCUUCGUUGCAUUUUAUAUAUUAUUUUUGUGGCCGUAAUGAUACGUCUACAUACUUUCCCGUUAUUUUCAAUCCGUCCACUUUAUCUUACUAUUCGAGCAUUCCAUAAAGCAAUCAAUGAUGUUAUACUUUCAAGACGUGCUAUACAUGCUAUGAAUAAUCUGUUUCCACUAGCUACUGAACAGGAUUUAUUGCAGGGCGACAACACAUGUAUAAUCUGUCGUGAGGAGAUGACACCGGUUAGUGGAGCAAAAAAACUACCAUGCAACCAUAUUUUCCAUGCAAACUGUCUUCGUUCAUGGUUUCAACGACAACAAAGCUGCCCCACUUGCCGCACUGAUAUUUUAGCACAACGAAGGGCAGCACCAAUAACACUGGCAGCUGCAGGAGGAGCUGCACCUGUAGCUGGACCCAUUCAAGGACGACAAAAUGUUGGAGGAGUCCAACCUGCAAAUAAUGGCGGUGAAAUUCCAAAUAUGUUUCCGUUCAUGGCUCAGUUCGCUUUUCCUCAGCAACCACGGCAACAGCAACAACAACAGCAACAACCACAGGCUGGAACCAGUUCAGCUGGUCUACGAAAUAAUGAUGGCAACAGUGUACCUCAGAUGCCAUCCCCUACCUCCAGUUUCAAUAUGCCUCAGUUUCCAGCCACACCACCCGGAUUUCCAUUUAUGGCAGCACCACCAUUCGCGAUGCCUCCAAUGUUUCCAUUUCCACCGGUCCCCAGUUUUGUUGGUCUAACUGAUGAAGAAGUUGCUGCUAUGGAAGGAACCGAACGAGCAGCUAUCGAAGCACGUAUCAAUUGUAUUCGUAAUAUUGGUUUAUUGUUGGAUGCGGCCACAAUGCAGCUACAACAGUACAUGAUCAUAGUGCAGUCGUUCAGUGUUCCGACUUAUACAGCUGCAGCAACAAAUGGAGAUACGACUGCAUCACCCAAUGAUGCAACAUUAUCUGGAACUUCCGCAGCUUCUUCCGCUGUCGCCGAAAAUUCAGUUCAUGGGUCUUCGUGCCAUGAACCUAUUCUUAGCGAUAUAUCGGGAGCUAGUUCGAAUGAAGCCAAAUUGGGUAAGAGUUCGUCAAUUCCAGGUGUCAAUAGUACAGCAUCAGCUUGUUCUUCUGCAUCAACUACCGAGCUGGAUGAAAUUCGACAACGAAGGCUUCAGAAAUUUGGUCCUACAACAUCAUCAUUAUCAGAUAAUGGCAAUGAUUAA
Molecule: messenger RNA, 1878 nt
Organism: Acanthocheilonema viteae
Lineage: Eukaryota; Metazoa; Nematoda; Chromadorea; Rhabditida; Onchocercidae
Source: the annotation of a GenBank genome assembly